GAGAUGUUGGUCAAGAAGAAGAGGACUGGCAGUUAGGUUGGGCCAGUUGUUGUCUAGAGGACCUGGAGGACUUUUGUACUCGAGUUUUCAUCCUUGAAAAGGUAGUAUGGAUGCUUUUAAUAGAUUGGUUGGUAUCUGAGGAGUCUUUAUCAUCGGGUUUAUUAGUAGGCAAUGUAUUG
This is a messenger RNA of Ambispora leptoticha, 179 nucleotides long. NCBI's taxonomy places the organism in Eukaryota, Fungi, Glomeromycota, Glomeromycetes, Archaeosporales, Ambisporaceae. The record is from the annotation of a GenBank genome assembly.